Aspergillus affinis is the source of this 780-nucleotide messenger RNA. Its product is annotated as alpha/beta fold hydrolase. The record is from RefSeq and is a predicted model, not a curated record. The coding region runs from base 1 to 780 and encodes 259 amino acids. The transcript has a single exon. NCBI's taxonomy places the organism in Eukaryota, Fungi, Ascomycota, Eurotiomycetes, Eurotiales, Aspergillaceae.
AUGACCUUCGACUCGGAACUCUUCUUCCAGUCGCAUAACCCCGGCCAUGAAACCAUCCUCCUCAUCCACGGCGCAUGCGGCAGCAGCGCCGAGUACAAGGAUGUCACCUCUCCCCUGACCAAAGCGGGUUAUCAUCUGCUGAUUCCCGAUCUCCCCGCCCACGGCCAAUCCACGCACAUCAGCCCAUUCACCGUGGAAUUCGCCGCAGAACACCUCCUCCAGCUGAUCGCCGAUCACGCACAUAAUGGCGCCGCCCACGUCAUCGGAAUGAGUCUGGGCGCGCACAUCGCCGCACACAUGGCGGCGCGCGCACGACCGGGCCAGAUCCUCUCACUGGUCGCAACGGGCUACAGCACCUUCCGACCGCCCACGUUCUUGAUUCCCCUCAUCACGGUGCCCAUAUAUGCGCUGCAUCAUACGCUGCAACUGCUUUUCAAACCCUCCGUCGAGAUUAGGCAGUGGAGUCGGGGGGAGAGUUCAUAUGCGCUUAUUGCGGAGGUCGCGAGGACGCUUAUGAACCCGCGCGUGUUGCAGGAUAUUCCGGUUAGGACGCUCGUGAUCGCCGCGACGAAACCGACCAUGGGGAUCGCGGAUCGCACGGAAAGUGCGAAAUGGAUGUUUGGUGUUGUGGUUGGGGGCAAGGAGAAUGGGAGUCGGGUGGUGCAGCAUCGCGGGGUGAGACAUCCGUGGCAUGUUGAGGAGGCUGCGCAGUUUGCUGAGAUGGUGAGGCGGUGGGUUGGGGGGUUGGAGCUGGGAGAGGAGUUUGAGGAUAUUGAGUGA